Messenger RNA from Caenorhabditis remanei, 2142 nucleotides. RefSeq lists its product as uncharacterized. The record is from RefSeq and is a predicted model, not a curated record. Gene Ontology annotation, molecular function: actin filament binding. Gene Ontology annotation, cellular component: dendrite; actin cytoskeleton; postsynaptic density. Gene Ontology annotation, biological process: calcium-mediated signaling; actin filament organization; neuron projection development. The coding region runs from base 1 to 2142 and encodes 713 amino acids. Lineage: Eukaryota; Metazoa; Nematoda; Chromadorea; Rhabditida; Rhabditidae. The transcript is spliced from 11 exons.
AUGACAACGGCUUCAGAGCUGCUGUCUGAUGACGCACGGGCUCGAUUCUCACAUACAAAAGCCCUUUUCGAACAAUUGGAACGACAACAAGAUGUUCCAUCAUUCUACUCCCCACGUCUUCAACGUCAACCACCACCUCCUUUGCCUCCAAAACCUCCAUCACAAUGUCCACCGAGCCCAAUGUCGCAGGUCGAAAGAAAUUUCUCCGAAUUGGCAGCAGAUCUGGAUCGAAUCCAGUCGUCACCAGCCACUUCCAGGUUCAUACAGAAUAAGUCUUCAACUCUUCCGUCUUAUUAUUCCGAUUCUCAAUAUUCUUUCGAGAAUACUGUAGCCACGUCGCAAUACGGAAUUCCACAUAACAACAACAACAAUUCAUUUGAACCGUAUUGGAGGAAUGGAUCCAUAUAUCGAAGACAGUUCGAUAAACCUUUUGGAGAAGAAAACGAAGCAAAUAUUGGAAUUGCGAAUGGUGUGAAGCAUACAACGUACGCAGUCGUGAAGACACCGAAAGAAGCUGAAAGUGAGACAACUUCUGAAAAUAAAGGAUUAAUGGAAACGAGACGUGGAUUGAGUCCGGAACGACCAGAUGCAGAUAUAACAAACCGAAGAAAGGUCUCGUUCAGCACUGCACCGAUUCCGGUCUUCUCCGCGUUUUCCGUCGAAGACUAUGAUCGGAAGAAUGAAGAUAUUGAUCCGGUGGCAAGUUGUGCUGAAUAUGAAUUAGAAAGAAGACUUGAGAGAAUGGAUCUUUUUGAAGUUGACUUAGAGAAAGGAGCUGAAGGUCUUGGAGUCUCUAUUAUUGGAAUGGGUGUUGGAGCUGAUUCGGGUCUCGAGAAACUCGGGAUCUUCGUGAAAAGUAUCACUCCCGGAGGAGCUGUACAUCGUGACGGUCGUAUUCGUGUUUGUGAUCAAAUUGUUUCCGUUGAUGGAAAGAGUUUGGUUGGCGUAUCUCAACUGUACGCAGCAAAUACUUUGAGAUCAACGAGUAAUAGUGUUACUUUCACUAUUGGAAGAGAACAGAAUCUUGAAGAGUCAGAAGUGGCUCAACUAAUUCAACAAAGUCUCGAACAAGAUCGUAUGAGAAUGAUGGGAGAUGAAGAAGAUGAGAUUGAGGAACCUCCUCCACCACCAUCACAAAUGCCACAAAUGUCUCAGAUGUCUCAAAUGACGUCUUCUGAACAAGAUAGAUCCACUUCGUCGAUGAUUUCAAAAGAAGAAGCGGAAAUUCGUUCGAAGAUAGCAGCUCUUGAAUUGGAACUUGAUGUAACUCACAAGAAAGCAGAGCACUACCAUGAAGUAUUGAGUUCAACGAAGUCUCAUUGUGAUCAAUUGGAAAAACAGAAUGAACAAGCAAAUCAUAUGAUAAAGAAUUAUCAAGAAAGAGAAAAAGAAUUGCUGAAUCGAGAAGAGAAUCACGUUGAACAAUUGAGAGAUAAAGACGUACAUUAUGCAUCACUGGUACGUCAACUGAAGGAAAGAAUUGAUGAAUUGGAGUCAAAAUUAGAAGAAGCUGAAGAAAGAAGACAUUCAAUUCAAAAUUUGGAAUUGAUUGAAUUAAGAGAGAAACUGAAGGAAAAGAUUGAGAAUCGAAAUGAAGGGUUGGCUUAUAAACCAGGCGGAGAACUUCCACAUGAGGAUAAAGCAGUUAUGGCUAAUUUGGAAACAAUCACGACAACAAACAAAAAAGAUGCUGAAGUUUCAGUGGGAAGUAGUUGGACAGAAGAGUAUUCAUCUCCAUGUGAAUCUCCAGUUCCAAGAAUCUCCGAACCUGCGUCACCAGCUCUUCCUCAUAAACUGACACAUCGUAAACUUCUAUUUCCACUCAGAAAGAAGUACGCAGAGAACGAAUUCUGGCGUGCCACGUGUCAACCAGUGGGACUUCAAGCACUUCAUUGGACAGUUGAUGAUGUAUGUCAGUUGCUUGUUUCAAUGGGAUUGGAUAAAUAUGUGCCCGAGUUCACAAUUAAUAAGAUCGAUGGUGCCAAAUUCCUGGAGUUGGAUGGAAAUAAACUGAAGGCAAUGGGAAUCCAAAAUCACUCGGAUCUCGAUGCACCACCAAAAAAUGUGAUAUAUUUCCUGACACUUCCCCUCACUAACAAGUUUAUCCUCAUCAGUUUGGCCAAUAAAGUCAUGAAUCGUUAG